Molecule: messenger RNA, 1543 nt
Organism: Lucilia sericata (common green bottle fly)
Lineage: Eukaryota; Metazoa; Arthropoda; Insecta; Diptera; Calliphoridae
Exons: 2
Coding region: 133-1287 (384 amino acids)
Source: RefSeq, a predicted model, not a curated record
AAGUUUCUUUUAAUAUAGAAAAACACAAAAAAUUGCUUUAAAAAAUUACCCACAAAAUAUAUUUUUUUCUAAUAAAAAUUCCAAAACAAACCCAGUUUUCUACAAUUCUACGUUUCCUGGCCGUUAACUAAAAUGGACUUAAACUUAAACACAGAACGCACCAGAGGUCUUAGUUUAGAUGAUGAUAAUUUCAGCAAUAUUUCACGGAUUUCAUAUGGUCUACACAAUUCCCUAAAUUCAGCCUGCAAUUCCGAUUCGGAAUGUAGUGGACCCAUUUCGGUGCGUGAUAUGAUACAACAUUAUAAUAAGCAGUUUCAAAGGGAAGAUUGCAAUCAAAGUAAUCAUAAAAUUAAAUAUAAAAUAAAUACCGCCAAAAGACCUCAUCAAUCGCAACAUUUAUUGGCCGCUACCAAAUCAUCAUAUUGUGGUUUAAAUAAUUAUGGCUCUCAUAUCAACAGUAAGCAAUUCACUGACCAAUUGGAAAAUAAAUCAUUAAUGGUUUUCGAUGAACAUAAUGAUCUCACCUCGAUCACUUGCUGUAAGAAUUGCACAGCAUGUAUGUGUUGCCAAAAUAGAAGCCGUACAAAUUCCACAACCAAUAAAAUGUUGUCGUCUACCUCAUUGCAGCCAAAUAAUGAGAACAAUAUACCGAAAUCCAAAAACAGUGCUAGUGGUACUAAUAUGACUGCUGGUGGUGGUGUUUGUCUUAGAAGCUCUAACACCAAAUGUAAUAAAAUUAAUGCUAAAGAUACUCCUCAUAUUCUUGCGGUUAAGAAUUGUACCAAUAUCAACGAUGUAACAGCAACAGCAGCGGAUAUUAAUGCCAGCUAUAGCAAUAAACCAACGUUAUUAAAUGAUUUCUGCAGCAGUGCAGCAGAACUUAACAAAGACUAUACUAACACCACUAAAAGCAAUGGUCUCUUUAAUAAACAUAAUUCUCAAGUUGUGGUGAUGGAGCAGAAUAAUAAGCAAAAGAAUCGUUUACUGUCAACUGAUAGCGUUGAGGAGGCCAAAAUUUGUCAACAGCCAACAAUUGAAACAUCCUAUCAAAGUAAGACCACAAUUGCAAAGACAUCAAGUGGUGUGCGCAUUAUUAUUGAUAUAUUCUUUGAUCAAGAACGUUGUAGCAAUAAUGUUAACGAUAUAGUGGGUAGUAGGGUGGAAACUGAUAUACCACAAAGUCGCAUCUUAAGUGAAUUUCAACAACAAACUCUGGCAGCUAAUGAAAACUCUAACCCCAAAAUGGUUAAUACUGCUGAUACUAACACUUCUUAUCAUGAUUUGUAAAUGUUUGGAAUGGAAAGAAGAACCCUUAAAAAUGCUGCUGUUGAUCUAACAUUAAUUUGUUUGCUUUCCUCUAAGUAGGUGACUAUUUAAUGGAUUAAUAUUUUUAAAUUUUUAAACAUUCAUUUUUGGCCUGCUUUUCUGUUAAGAAUAUAUUUGAAAAAAACUAUUUGAUAUUUUUUUAUAUUUCGUUAGUAGUUUAUUGUUGGAAUUUUUAUAUAUUUUUUGGAUUUAAUAAAAACUGUACAUUAACAAUUUA